Molecule: messenger RNA, 639 nt
Organism: Phycodurus eques (leafy seadragon)
Lineage: Eukaryota; Metazoa; Chordata; Actinopteri; Syngnathiformes; Syngnathidae
Gene: asip1
Product: agouti signaling protein 1
Exons: 4
Coding region: 135-575 (146 amino acids)
Biological process (GO): melanosome organization; hormone-mediated signaling pathway; positive regulation of melanin biosynthetic process
Cellular component (GO): extracellular region
Molecular function (GO): neuropeptide hormone activity; melanocortin receptor binding
Source: RefSeq, a predicted model, not a curated record
UCGGGGUGCAGUGCGCAGAGAGGAGGGACGUGCCCCGGAGCUGAACAUUCCCACGAGAAGACCGCGAGCGGGCCUGGAACUUUUGGCAGCGGGACUUCCACACACAAGUGAGAAAGGCAAAGCCGAGGAAAAGGAUGCAAGCUUGGGUGCUGCUGGCCAGCUUCGCGUUGGCCGCCUGGCACUUCUUCCUCGCCGGUGCCCACAUGAUGCCCGACAACAGGCUGAGCAGCAACGAGGCGACCGUCCCGGGCAACCCCGAAUCAACUGCCAAAACCAGGAAAGAAAAAGAAGGCAAAAAAGAACAAGGUCGGCGGCAGGAGGCGCCCCCUGCCGCCCGCCGGGUGCGUCCCCCUGUGGGGCAGCUGCAAAUCGGCCGGAAAGGUUUGCUGCGACUUCUGCGCCUUCUGCCACUGCCGCAUCUUCAGGACCGUGUGCUACUGCCGCAUGGGAAACCCUCAAUGCUGAGGGCCCCUGGCCCCCCCAUGAGCUCCGAGUGCCCCCCCACCCCCCCCCGAACCCCGAGUGGCCCCCCCCGGGCCCCGAGUUUCCAAGCUUGCCUGAAGUUGACUGCAUGAAAGCACUUUAACACGGACUGCAUGUUAGCAUACAUAUGCCAAGCUUAUGACGACAUUUAGCGAA